This is a messenger RNA of Caenorhabditis remanei, 2493 nucleotides long. RefSeq lists its product as uncharacterized. Bases 1 to 2493 code for a protein of 830 amino acids. The transcript has 17 exons. Gene Ontology annotation, biological process: nucleoside metabolic process. The record is from RefSeq and is a predicted model, not a curated record. Gene Ontology annotation, molecular function: GTP binding; GTPase activity. NCBI's taxonomy places the organism in Eukaryota, Metazoa, Nematoda, Chromadorea, Rhabditida, Rhabditidae.
AUGAGUCGUAGAGAAGAAGGGCGUCCGAUCAGCAGGAAUGAAGACAAUGCAGAUGGGAGAAGCGCGCCCGGCCCCCCUCGGGAUCGCACUGAUGAAGAAGCCGACAAUGAGGCCAAUGCAGUGUUUGACGUCGAGCGUUUCGGCUUACGGCUUGUGAGGGCGCAGCCGGCACCGGUGCCACCGCGCGAAGAGGAGAGUGAGGAGGAAAGCGAUGAGGAGACCGAUGAGGAAGGGGAAGACGUCGGGGAGGAAAAAAGUGAAGACAAAGAUGAUAAACCACCACGUGGUGGAGGAGGCGCCGGAGCUGGUGCUGGUGGUGCCAAGAGAAGGCAAAGGUCAAGAAGUCCGGAUCGGGAGCCGCCCGCGAAGCGACGGGAGAAUUCUGAUAAGAAAACGAGCGAAAACAAGCCGACGAAAGCAGAUUCGUAUCGAAAAAAAGUGGUUUUGGAUGGAGAGGAAUGCUCGAUUGAUAUUCUCGACACGGCUGGACAAGAAGACUAUUCGGCCAUUCGUGACAACUACUAUCGAAGUGGUGAGGGAUUCAUCUGCGUCUUCUCAAUUCUCGAUAUGGAAUCGUUCGAUGAACAUAUCGUCCGUGUCAAGAAGUCUGAUAAUUCGGUGCCAAUUGUCUUAGUCGGAAAUAAGGGAGAUAUGCGUGAACAACGUGUCGUCCCAGCUGAAUUAUGUCAACAACAGGCCGAGCAAUGGGGAGUUCACUACAUUGAGACAUCGGCAAAGAGACGAGAGAAUGUUGAUAAGUUUAUGGAGGAAUACGAGCCGACGAAAGCAGAUUCGUGUCGCAAAAAAGUGGUUUUGGAUGGAGAAGAAUGUUCGAUUGAUAUUCUCGAUACGGCUAUUCGCCAGGAUGCCGAGCAUGCCGAGCAUAAUAUUGUGAAAAUCCAUCGCGAGGAAACAGCGAAAUCUGAUAAAGUGUUAUUGAUUGGUGGUGGACAGCACGCUGGACUAAUUGUGAAUCGAUUCGAUGAGAAAAUUGGCUAUGAUUUUGCAGAAUCCAACGCCGACGUCUCCUUAUCAUUCAGUGUUCAUUUAACCGACAAAGAACAGAAACAAGUACAAGAAAAGCGAUCUUUGUACUUCAAACUUCGCAAAAAUGUCGAUUUGGAUGUGGGACGUAGUGUUGUGCACAAAUUCUUCAGGAAUUUGUUGAGUAAUCUUCCCGCAGACAAUGCAUCAUUCAUGAAGCGUGCGAUGACACUUCUCCACAAGGAAUAUACGGAGAUUGCCGAAGUGAUUAUCAAUUACAAAAUAGUCGACGAAGACGAGCAAGUCGCCAUUCCGGAUGCCACUCAAUAUGCCAAAAACCGCAAAAAUCGAGUUUCCUACCGUAACCCAGCUAAUGUCGCUGCGAGACCCCGAGUUCUGGGUCUCGCCGCGAUCGCUACAGUAACCCUUGGGUCUCGAAGCGAACAUCGGGAAAAUCGUGAAAAAAUCACAGAUUCUGGCCCGAAACUCGAAGAAGUCACCAUCGGACACGUUCAAGAGAUUCUGGAGCAUGCGUAUCCCUACGGAUUGCCCACUUCAACAAUCUCCGAAUGUUUGAGAUGUUCGAAUGAGGAAACUCUCGAAUUUUUGGAGGAAUUGAAGACGAAUGGAAUUGUUCGAAUGGUUGGAGACGAAUGGAUUCGUGUCGACACGAAAAAGGUCGAUAAGAGUAUUGAGGCGCAUCGAAAUGCGAAUGCAGCUAGUGCCACUUCGACGUCAGGGCAAGGUGAUCAACCGACUAUGGCCAUCAUUUCGUGUCUAUUCGUUGAGAAACAGGCCGUCGAUGCACUCAUUGAAGAGUCUUCCACUAUUCACAAGUACAAAUCUGGAGGAGAAUCGAACGUCUACACACUUAGAAGAAUCGGUUCCCACCGCGUUGUCGCCACAAAACUCGCGUUGAUCGGUGAUUCGCGUGAAGCGAUCACAUCGGCCGGCUCAAUUACGACACGUCUUCUUGGAAACUUCCAAAAUAUCGAGCACGUCUUCAUUGUAGGCGUCGGAGGGGCGGUCCCUCACUUCACGGACGCAUCACUUCAUGCAAGACUCGGAGACGUCAUUGUGGCAUCGCGACCACAUCAAUACGUUUAUGCACAUGAUUUAUUGUUCGAUAGGAUCACUGAACAGAUAACUGGCUUCGCCAUCAGAAACUGGAAUUCCGAAGACAAAGCGAUCGAGAGAAUCGUCGAGACGGGCGGUCAAGAACUGGUUGACUCAUGGAAUUCGGCAACAGAAGAAGCGAUUCGCCUUCUGACGUCAUCAGCUGGAGACGUCGAAUGGAAAGCGCCGCCUGAGUCGACAGACGUGUUGGCAAUGGCCGUCUCGAAGGGAAAUGUCGUCGUAAUGCCACAUCCAAAUGAGAAUCGACAGGGAGGCGCUGAAAUUCAUUUGGGAACUGUUGGAGCGAUGUCUGCUAUGAAAAAGUACGAGAAUGCGAUCGGCGGAGAGGAGGAUAAAGAAGAAGAGGUACUAGAAAUGACGGAAAUUUGCUAG